AUGAAUUAUUUAAAAAGGAAUGAAAUUGAAACCAUCUAUACAGAUGAUUAUACAGAUUUUACAAGACUUAGUGAUUUUGAAAUAUUUACAAAAGAUCUGUUAGUAAGUUUGAGGAAGUUAAAUAUAUUAGAAACAAAAAAAAAAUAUGAAGAUAAAUAUGUUUUUAUAAAUAUUGAAGAAAAAAAAAAACCAUUAACUCCUCUUGUGUUAAUUAUGAAUGUAGAUGACACUUGUAAUUUUAUAAAAAAAUAUAAUAAAAAAGAUUAUAUAAUAAAAUUAAAUUAUAUAUAUUACCCCAAAAAUAAAUGUCAGAAUAUUAUACCAUUUACUGAUAACUCUUAUAACUAUAAUAAGAAUGUAUCAAUUGUAAAUUCCUUUUAUUGUUUACAUGGUAAUAUAAGUUGCCCCGAUAUAGCCAUUUUCCCUUCUCGAACUUUUCCCAUUGAGAAGUUUUUUUUUUUGAAUGAAUAUGUGAAGCUCGAAAUAGUAGAAAAAAAUAAUGUAGAAGAUGAACAAUAUAUGAGUAUAGAAAAUUUUUCAGUAAGUAAUUUGAUAUUAAAUAGUUUAGAACAAGCUCUUAGUGAAGUAAAUAUACAUGUUCCUACGUUUGUUGUGUUAGAUAAAAACAGUUAUAUAUAUCAAGGUCAUUUUUUUAUUAGUGAUUAUACAUAUUAUAAAUGUAUGAAUCCUUAUGUUUCUAUUCAUAAAAAAGAAAAUGAUGAUAUAGUUAUUUAUUGCAAUUCAUCCAAGAAUAAUAAGUUUGAUGAUAAAAUUAUUAAAAAUUUAUGUAAGAAUGAAAAAGAUAAAAAUUAUGUUUCAAUAUAUAAAGGGACUGGAUGUGAAGUUAAUUAUCAUUCGUUUAAGUUUUAUAAUUAUUUUAAAGGGUUUAGUUUAGAACAUUUAGUAUCAUUAUUUUGUUUAUUUAUUUAUUUGUCAAAUAUAAGAGGGAAAAAUAUUUAUAAUAUUAACGUUUAUUUAAAAUACAUAUAUUUGAUUAGUCAGCCAUAUUGUAAAUAUAUAUCAAGAUCUAUAAAUUUAAAAAAUGAAAAAUAUAAAUUAUUAAAAGAUUAUGUUAAAAAAAAACAAUUAAAAAAAAAAAAAAAAAAAAAAAGUAAAAUAUAUUUGUUACGAAAUAAAUAUAGAUUAAAUAAAUAUGAUAAAAGUAGUUAUCCAUAUGUGUAUUUAAAUAAUAUAUAUAAUUAUAUUAAAAAUAGUUAUUAUGGUAAAAAAAUAUGUAUGUGUUAUUAUGGAAAAAAAACGCACACAAAAAAUAAGUAUUGCCCACAUGGCAACGAAAAUAAUGAUAACGAAAAUAGGGAUAGUAACAAUAGUAGUAUGCAAAAUUAUUUAUAUAAUGUUAAAAAUAGUAUUAUGUAUAAACCCAACUAUUUUGAAAACAAUUUUAAAAAGGUUAAAAUAUCAAAUAUAUUAUCAGGAGAUAUUGAGUUGAAUAAUACAAGUUGGGGUAACAAUGUUGAUAAUUUUAGUUCUAUAAAUGAUGAAAAUGUUAAUUAUUUCCUUGACACAUCCUUGGCAUUUUAUUCUUCGUCAUUAGAACCUGACUAUGAUUUAAUAAAUAAUGUAAAUGAUAAAAAAAAAGUGUAUAAAAAAAAAAAACGAAAAACACAUACUUUUGAGGAUAUUAAUAAAUUGUGUAAUUUUUUGGCAAUCCAUAAAAAUUUUCCAAGAUAUGAAAAUAACCCAUAUAUAAGUAUUUCCAUUUUGAAUUUUAUUAGUAACAUGGAAAAUAAAAUUAUGAAUAUUUAUGAGGGUGAUGGAUAUGGACAGUCAGAAAUUAGGAAAAUGAAAAAAAAAAAUAAUAAAAUUAAUAGUGUUUGGAAAAUUAGAUUUAUUACUAGCGAUAAAUUUAAAGGUAAAAAUAGCUAUUUGCUAAAAAAUAUUUUAAAAUUGUAUUAUAAUGAAUUAUUAGGAUUAAAAAGGCAAAGAUGCGAAAAAAAUGACAAUAGCGAAAAUAACGAAAAUAACGAAAAAAAUGAUAAUAGUGAAAAUAACGAAAAUAAUGAUAAUAGCGAAAAUACAAAAAUGAAAAAUAAUGAUUUUUCUUCUAUUCAUAAUUAUGUAGUUAAAUUUAUUUUACUAAAAAAUAUGGAAUGGUUAAAAGAUUGUGAUAUACCUUUUUUUAGUUGCUUUAAUGUUGAUGAUGAACCAACAAGGUAUUAUCUUGAUCAGAUUAUUAACAAUAUGUUUAGUAACAAUAAAAAACAAAUAUAUCACUGGAAUAACACUACAUAUAGAUAUAGUAGAAAUAACGAUUAUAACGAUAGUAGUAGCGAGUAUUAUAAUGAUAGUGGUAAUUAUAGUCAAAACAAUAGUAGCAAUAAUGAAGAUGAAAAAAAAAGUAAUGUAAAAUCUGUGAAACGAUAUAGACUUUUGUAUGCAAGUAUGAACGACAUAAAUAAUUCAUUUCUUGGAAAAAAAAUUCAUAGCGGGCUUGCUAUAACGAGAGAUGUGAUAUCUAAUGGGACUGCUGGGGCAUUUGAUAUGUCUACUAAUAAAAAUAGCAAAGAAAAAAGCAAAGAAAAAAACAAUUGUGAGCAAAAUGGCGAACGGAAUGGCGAACGGAAUGGCGAACGGAAUGGCGAACAAAAUGGCGAACAAAAUGGCGAACAAAAUGAGGAUAAUGUGUGUCCCAACAAAUCCGGAGAAAUAUAUUAUGUGUUAAGUAAAAAUGGUAUAUUUUUAAAACGAGGAAAUUUAGGGUCUAAGAAAAAAAUAAAAAAUAAAAUAAAAUAUAUAAAUUUAAAAAAAAUGAAUGAGAAAAAAAAGAAAAAAAAACUCGAAAAUGCAAGAAUACAAAAACUUAUUAAAGAUUUUUUAUUAAUUAAAGAAAAAUAUUUUUUAUGUCAUCAUGAAGAAAAAAUUUCAAUUUUAUUUUUUUAUUUAAUUAGCCAUUCAAGUAAUAUAAAAACUUUUUAUUAUAUUUGGAAUCAAUUUUUUGAUAAUAUAAGAAAUAAAUAUGAAAAUAAUGAAUAUAUAUAUAAUGAUUAUUUAUAUUUAUCAUAUGGACCUUUAAAUAUUUAUUCCUAUUCUUGUUCAAUAUUAUCACAAUGUAUAAAAGCUUUAAAUAUAUCAAUACAACAAUGUAAGAUUAAUGAAAUGAGAACAAAAGUUAACAAAAAAAAAGAAUUAAAAAAUAUAUGUCCUAUUGCUAAUCAAAUAAAUAUACAAAAAGGAGGUCAAAUUCAAAACAAAAAAAAAAAUGAGCCCUAUUCAGAUUUAUAUCCAAAUUAUUAUAUAAAUGAAGUUAAUAAUAUAACUUCUCAUUUUACUAAAAUUGUUAAUUCAGAAGAAAAUGUAUUUUAUUCAUGUGAAAUGAAAAGUUCAACUGAAAAUAUAAAUUUAACAGAAAAUGCAACAUCUACAGAAUCAAUCACAAUUCCAUCGAAUCUAUUAAAUAAUUUUUCUACUAAUAAAAAUAAAAAUAAAAAUAAAAAUUCCAAUUCAAUAUCAUCAUCUAAUGAUAACAUAAGUUAUGUUAACGAAAGUUUCUUAAGUAUAAAAGAAAGCACCGAGUCGUUUCCAAAAAGUGUUGAUGUUAUCAAUGAAAAAAAAAACCAAUGUGCAGAAAAUGAAAAAAAAAACCAAAGUGUAGAAAAUGAAAAAAAAAACCAAGGUGUAGAAAAUGAAAAAAAAAACCAAGGUGUAGAAAAUGAAAAAAAAAACCAAAGUGCAGAAAAUGAAAAAAAUGACAAUUUUAAGGGUAUAUGUAGUAGAAACAAGACAACUAUUUUUGGAGCCAAAAAUAUAAACGAAAUACGUAAGCCAGUAAUGUUAGAAAAUUUUAACAAAAAUAAUCGAAUAUGUUUUAUGGAAAAUAUAAUAAUAUCAAAUUUUUUUCCUUAUCCUUUAAAUAAUAUUGAAUUAUUUAUAACUAAAAAUAAUGCUAUAACAAAAAAAGUAAAUAGUCAAGAUGAUAUGAUAACAUUAAUUUAUGAUAUAUUAAAACAUUGUGAUGAAAAUAUUGAGAAUGUAACUUUUGAAGAUUUCAUAAAGUGGUAUAAAUUAAAUAUAGGAAAAAAAAUAUACUCAUCACAGAAUGUAUUAAAACAUUGUUAUAAAUGUAUAAAAAAUAGUUAUUUUAUUAAUAUUGAUACAAAUUAUUUAAAAAAUAUAUAUAAAGAAAUUAAAAUGAAAUAUUAUAAAAAAAAUGAUUAUUUAAAGAUAAUGUUUGAUUAUGUAAAAGAAAAUUAUAAUUAUAUAAAAGAUGUUAAAUGUCCUUUUAAUACAUUUUUUGUUGGAGAGUUAAAUUUAGACAAUUUAUUAAAUUUAAGUAUAUUAGAUUUAUUAGAGUGUACAUACAAAGCUUUUUUUAUUUCUUAUAUUAAUACUAUUAUGAAUUCAAAAUUUAUUUAUAUUAAAAAAAUACAGGAUAUACUUAUAAAAAUGUUUAAUAUUAUAAAAAAAAUGCAUAAAAAAAAAAAUCCAAAUAAAUUUUUAAAGCGACUUAUAGAUGACAGUAACAAAUCAUUUAUGUUAAAUAAAAAAUCGAAUUAUUAUAAUAAUUUUGAUCAUUCUUCUUUUGUGAGAAACUACAAAACAACUUCUUCAAAUUAUCCGACUAAAAUUAUUAGAUUUAAUAGUAAUAGUAAUAAUAAUAUUUUAGGUUGUCCUAUGAGAAAUAAUUUUGUAGUAUCAGAAAAAAAUGAGAAUGAUUCGAAGGGAAACAAGUUUUUUGUUGGAAAUGAUGAAUAUGAAAGUAACAGUGUUGAUAAAUAUGAAAACCUGAACGAGUCAGAAAAAAGUAGCAGUGUGUAUAUGGAUAUAGUAUACAAUGAACAAAAUGAAAAUAAUAGAAAUUAUUUUAAUAUUAAUAAAGAAGAAAAUUACUUUAAAAAUUAUUAUACUGAACCUGAGAAAAAAAAAAAAAGAAUGCCAUAUAGUGAUACAAACUUUUCAUCAGAUAUUAAAAGGAUUUAUAAAAAAAGAUAUAAAAUAAUGUUUAAUAAAAAAUUAGUUACAUUAUUUGAAAAAUGUGAACAGUUAUUUAAUAAAGCAGUUUGGCUAUUAAAACGUUUUAGUAGUAAACUAAAUGAAAAAAAAGUUUUUAAAUUUAUAAAUAUAAUAUUUGAAUCAGAAGAAAAAGAAGUAAUUAUUAAACCCAAAUAUGAAAAAUAUUUUUAUGACUUUUUAAAAAGAAUAUAUAUAAAUGAAAAUAAUAAAAAUAAUAUUUUAGAAAAAAAAAAUAAUAUAAAUUCGACAAUUCAUAGGAUAAAUAAAUCAAUUGCAUCAAAACAUAUUCAAAGGGGUUUAAAAGGAAAAGUUCAAAAAAAAUAUAUACACAGUAAUGUUAAUACUAAUGACGGUGGUGGCAGUAAUAAUAACAAUAUUGGAUAUAUAUAUAAUAAUAAUAAUAAUUUAAAUAAAAAUGUUGAUGUAUCUUCAAAAAAUAAAAAAAAUGAAACAUUAUCAUCUCAAAUAGAUGAUAAAAAUAGCAUGAUUAACAAUGAUAAGUUAUCUUUAUUGUUAUCUGAAAAUAAUAAAGAGCAAAAUAUCGAAUGCAUUAUUGAUUAUGUCAAUUAUAAUUUUGACGAUAAAAAUUAUGACAAACCAGGCCGUAUGUAUUGUGCUAUAAGCGAACUUAGUUCAACUGUUUCGUUUAUAAAAAUGUCAUCCAUUUUGUGA
Messenger RNA from Plasmodium yoelii, 5643 nucleotides. RefSeq names its product conserved Plasmodium protein, unknown function. The coding region runs from base 1 to 5643 and encodes 1880 amino acids. The record is from RefSeq and is a predicted model, not a curated record. NCBI's taxonomy places the organism in Eukaryota, Apicomplexa, Aconoidasida, Haemosporida, Plasmodiidae. The transcript is spliced from 2 exons.